Molecule: messenger RNA, 4560 nt
Organism: Prosopis cineraria
Lineage: Eukaryota; Viridiplantae; Streptophyta; Magnoliopsida; Fabales; Fabaceae
Product: COP1-interacting protein 7
Exons: 13
Coding region: 407-4339 (1310 amino acids)
Source: RefSeq, a predicted model, not a curated record
AUCUGUCAGCAGGGAAUUGACGGCCCCCAGUUGGAGUUGUGGGUAUCCAAAAGAUCGAUCUUAGUAUCCUUGUCUUCUCUUUGGAACAUUCAUACGCACCAUUUCCAGUGUCUUUUUGGCCGCCAUUAGAGAUCAUUUUCCGGAGCCAUUACUUUACUCUUCUUUUAAGUCUUUCUGCUACUUGCCUCUCUGAGCCUGAGGCAUAUCUUUCUGAAGCAAAGUCCGCCACCCUCCCUUUCCUUUUCUUUUCACUACAGUCGCGAAACCCCAUUUUUGUACUAUGGCUACCUUUUUCACCCUGAUGUUAAUGGCCGUUCGAUCUCACUUUUGAGUUGCGUGAUCCCAGAAAAAGAACCCCAUUUGCUGGAUUAGCUUCAGCUUCUCUGUUUCGUUGUUUUUGAAGACCAUGCACUCUUCAAUGAGAUUAGAUUCAGCCGUAUUUCAGCUUACUCCCACUCGAACCAGGUGUGACUUGGUUAUAAUUGUGAAUGGAAAGAAAGAGAAGAUUGCUUCGGGCUUGCUUGAUCCAUUUUUAUCCCACUUGAAGGCUGCUAAAGAUCAGAUGGCCAAAGGGGGCUAUUCAAUUAUUCUUGAGCCCGACCAUGAUGGUGCCUCCUGGUUUACUAGAGGAACUAUAGAGAGGUUUGUUCGCUUUGUGAGCACUCCUGAGAUACUGGAACGUGUUUAUACUAUAGAAUCUGAGAUUUUACAAAUUGAAGAGGCCAUUGCAAUUCAAGGCGGUACCACUAUAGGGAUUAGCUCUCAGGAAGAAAACCAAGUAAAACAUGCGGAGAAUACUGAAGGUGCUUCCGAAAGAACAACCAGCAAAAAUCUGCAGGACACUAAUGAGGAGAAAGCUAUUGUACUUUACAAGCAGCCUGAAGCACAGCCACCUGAAGCAAAUGGAACCACUCAGUCAGAAGGAAAUUCCAAAGUUCAACUUUUGAAAGUGCUGGAGACUCGAAAAUCAGUGCUUCAGAAAGAGCAAGGCAUGGCCUUUGCACGUGCUGUUGCUGCUGGUUUAGACAUUGAUUGCCUGCCUGCUUUGAUGUCAUUUGCUGAGUGCUUUGGAGCAUCUCGCAUGAUGGAUGCAUGUAAAAAGUUUAUGGAUCUCUGGAAACGAAAACAUGAAAGCGGUCAGUGGCUUGAAAUUGAAGCUUCUGAAGCAAUUCGCAACCGCUUGGACUUCUCCCCUGUAAAUACAUCAGGGAUUAUACUUUCCAGCAUGGCUGCUGCAUCUCACACUGAGCUGGACUCCGAAAAUAAUGGGAAAGCAAGUGCAGAUGUGCCUCCAGUGGACUGUCAACCAUCUGCUGGCCACCAAGAAAAUAUUCAAGGCCAAUUUCCACAUCAUAUGUACCCUUCUUGGCCUAUCAAUUCUCCCCCAGGCACUGUGCCAGUCUUUCAGCCAUAUCCAAUGCAAGGCAUGCCCUACUAUCAGAAUUAUCCAGGAACACCAUAUAUGCAGCCAAUUUAUUCACCUGUGGAGGAUCCCAGACUGAAGUCUGGUCAAAAUAUGGGGCGUAGAAGGCAUUCCAUGGAUGGUAGGUACAACAAUACUGAAUCAGAACCUUGGGAUGAGCUGAACAUUGAAGGAGAGUGUUCACAGACGGGAGAACGACAGAAGAAGUCUAGCCGAUCAGGUAGACAGAAAUCUGGCACGGUGGUGAUUCGAAACAUCAAUUACAUUACAAAGACAGAGAACUCUUCUGGCAGUGGAUCAGAUUCAGAUUCUGGCUCUGAAAACAAUGAAGAUAGGGAUACUCAUGAGUAUGUGAAAAACCCAAAAAGAAGAGGAAGUGGUAAAGAAUCCUUCAAGAGGUUGAAUUCAUCUGACAGGGAAGAAGUAGAGCUUGGGAAUGAUGCAGAUGGAGGACACUGGCAAGCAUUCCAAAAUUGUUUACUGAGGGAUGUUGAUGAAGAUAGACAUGCGAUUGACCAAGACCAGUUUGAAGUGGGAAAGGGGGAUCAUCUGAGGAGGAAAAAACAUAUUGCAGUUAAUGAUCCUUUAGUUUCUAGUGAGCAAAAUAGGCAUGAAAUUCAAGGUGGUGAUUCUAUAGAUAUGCAUGCCAUCAGCAGGGGAUUAACCCACAUGCCAAAGACAGCAAAUGAUGAAGUUUUGUUAUCUAGGCGGGCAACCCAGUCUGGUGGUGGCAUGUCCCUGGAUGAUGUGCAGUCUUCAGAAAUUGAUGGCAGAAGGGUUGUCUAUAGGAGGACUGCCAAUGAUGAUUUCAUCAUUCUUAAACAGGAAAGUCAGUCUGGUAAUGCACAUCCUUCCUCAGAUUUGGAAGCGGUCAAUGGACUAGGUUAUUCAAACAAUAAUUUGGAGAGGAAGUCAUUGCGUGAUAUGAAUGAUGAUUCCUACAUUGUUGAGUAUAGAUCAAUCCAAGUCAGUGGUGCGGGAGACAAUGAAAGAAAAGCUAUUGACAUUGACUGUGAGUUGCCUAUGGUGCAUCAGAAGGCAGAAAGAUUGUCUAGCGAGUUAAGGAACCAUAGCAAUUAUCAGCCAGAUGAAUUGAGUUUGAUGCCUGAACGAGGUUCUGAGAGGGGGUCAUUGGGCUAUGAUCCUGCUUUAGACUAUGAAAUGGAGGCUCGGGCUGAAGUUGAUACGUCACGAGCUAAGAAUAAAGAGUUAUCUGCUGACACCAAACCAGGAUCUAAGAGAUUGGAAAAGGAGCAGAAGUCAAAACUUACUCUAAAUAGUUCUGAUAGGAAGAAGAAUGUGGGGCCAAUAAGAAGAGGGAAGAACUCAAAAUUGAGUCCUCUAGAUGAAGCUAGAGCACGUGCUGAGAAGCUACGAAACUACAAAGCUGAUCUCCAAAAAAUGAAGAAAGAGAAGGAGGAAGAAGAGCUUAAACGACUUGAAGCUUUAAAGAUAGAGAGGCAAAAGAGAAUUGCUGCCAGAAGCGGCUCAAUCCCUGCACAGUCAACUAUGCCAUCACCACUGACCAACAAACGGCUUCCUACAAAACUUUCGCCAAGUUCUCAUAAAGGUUCAAAAUUUAGUGAUACUGAGCCAGGAUCAUCCUCACCGUUACAAAGGUUGCCUGUCAAAACUGCUUCUGUUGGAUCUAAUGAUUCAAAAGCCUCAAAAUCCAGCAGAUUGAAUGUUGGAAGCCACUCAAUUGAAAACAGUUUAAGCCGAUCGGUGCCAUCACUCCCUGGAUCCAAGCAAGAGAAGGGAGGUGAUAUAGCUGAUACUAAAGCAUCAAUGGCAAGGAUUAGAAGAUUGUCAGAGCCUAAAAUGAGUACCGUCCGUCAAAAUUCUACAGUUAAACCACAGAGUACUGCAACAAUAUCAAGGACCAAAGCGGCUGAUGGAACUGAGAUCAAAAAGAUUUCUGCCAUUGUUAAUCAUGAUAAAAACAAGACUGCAACCCUCCCUGAAUUGAAAGUUAGAACAGAUAAAGCAACUAACGUUGCCCAUAAUAGGUCAUCAGUCAAAGAGAAGACUCAGAAGUUAAAUGGUGACAAGACUUCUUUAAACUUGGAAGGUGCCGUGCCAAAGAAAUCUGUCAAUAUAGAUUCAUCCCAUGCUAAUGAAGAUGAUAAUACCAUCAUUGAGAAGUCUGUUGUGGUGCUCGAGCGUGAAAAACCUUCUGCCCCAGCUGUACCUGUGUCUGAAGAAAAAGUUGGGGUGCAGGUGUCAGAGAAAGAGAAACGGUGUGAUAAUUGUGAAGCGGCAGAGAAAACUGAGACUGUGUCCGAUUAUGUUGCUAUUCGUUCACCAGUUUCCUCAAACAUGGACAUAGUAAAUAGAGAAAUCACAGAAAACCAAGCACAACGACAACCCAUAUCUACUGAGGUCAAAUUGGAUGGUGUUAAGAAAGGACCUUCAAACAUUGGUAUUGAUAAGGAAACAUACCAUGCUCCAUAUGCUCGAGUUUCUUCAAUGGAAGAUCCUUGCCAAGGAAAUUCUGAGUAUGGCAAAGCACCCCCAGCAAACUCAGAGAUUGCUCCUUUUGUUACGGAGACUGUUAGAGCACAUGGAUCUGACUCCAGAAGCUCAACACUUGAGAAGAUUCCUGAAGUAGUUGAGAAGCCUCAGGUAAAAGAAUCAUCAAAAGGUUUUAGACGUCUAUUGAAGUUUGGAAGAAAGAAUCAUAGCUCAGCUACUUCUGGACCCAGUGUGGAAUCAGAUAAUGCAAGCAUCGACAGUUCUGAAGCAGAUGAGAUUAGGACAAACGGUUCUUCUAAAGAAGCUUAUACUUUAAAGAAUUUAAUAUCUCAGGAUGAAACUUCCACUGCCAACACAACUCCGCAGAAGUCGUCUCGUUCGUUCUCCUUGUUGUCACCCUUCCGAAGCAAGAAUAGUGAAAAGAAGGUGAUGAUGGCCUGAUAGUGACAGUUUUAUACUUGCGAGAUUGAUGCGGCGACAAACCGAAAGUCUUGCUGUUUUAUCUUUGUACAUUCUUGUUUGAUUGGUUUGGCCCGAAAAGAAAAUGCCUCAUUGUUGAUAUGUGAAUUGUGUUUAUUAGAACUUUUAACUGGUCAUAUAAUGGACAAUAGAUGAUGUUUCAAAUAUUCGAUCAGAAAUGAGGUUUGACAAGUUUGGCUUGA